CACAAGAAGAUGAAUCAGGCCCCAUUGUACUUCAUUUGGAUUCAUUGGAGAUUCACAGUAGUAGUUCUAUAUUUGAUGUUAUCGACAAGUAUCUAAAGGAAGAAUGGAACUACAUGAAUCAAAAUCCUCCUGUGCCAGAUAUUCCCAUACCAGAAAGGAUAUGGAAGAAUCUCCCUCGUAGGAUUGAGAAGAGGAAAAUUGCGGUUCCUCAGCAGAAAAAUGAGUAUGAUUGUGGUCUAUUUGUGCUUUACUUCAUGGAGCGGUUUAUCGCUGAGGCCCCCGAAAGACUUCGAAGGAAAGACCUUGCAACGCUUGGUGGUCGCAGGUGGUUUCGACCUGAAGAAGCUUCUGCUCUGAGAAACCGAAUCCGAAUCCUGCUUCUCGAAGAAUUUGGGAAGGCUAAAGCUGGAAACUGCAAAAAGGAGUUAAAGUCCUCUGAGAACUCCGACGAAGAUGGUUGACAGUGUUGCGGGUGACAACUAUGGACUAUACUGGAACUUCACAGCAACACUUCCACGUACACUUCAAUCGACCGAACAAUGUAAGUAGUUGCAUCAAUUUGAAAGUAUGCUUUUCACUUCUAGUUUCCUCUGGCCAAAAAUUCCUCCGAAAUGAAAAAAAAAAAAAGGAAAAAAAAAAAGAAAUUGCCGUGACUUCUCAAGGAGGUGAUUCUCUAAGAAGCUUUUUUUUUUUUUUUUUUUUGCAAAUCUGUCUCGAAUUACGAAUCCUCCUCAAUUUUGCCCCAGCUUAACAGUGCUAGUACUAGCCAUAGUCGACCAGGUGUAUAAGUUACGACAGCGAACCUUAUUAUUCCUGUCCGCCGAAUCUAUCCUUCGGGCACCAACCGAACCAUAUAUGGGUUUUGAAAACAAAUUUGAGAGAGGAAUGUACAGUCAAUCUCCAACAUUACAUCGGUGGAAGGAAUUCAUACGGUGUAGAUGGAAACCUGGGAAACAGUUGAAAGAAUUCCAUUAAGUUAUGUUUUAACUAUACUCAUUCGAGAAUCAUGAUAACUUUUGUUUUCUGGUUUCGUUCCGUCGGCGUCCUGAUUAUAUCACCCGAGGGCAUCCGGGAGUCGGAAAAAAUCCUGAUUGGUGUCUCGAAGCUUGUUUGAUAUCUACUCUAUUCUCAUGUCUGUAAGUAAAUUGAACUUUUACACAACCAAAGGACUUGCUUUGUAGAUCCAUUACUCUUCA
Messenger RNA from Ananas comosus (pineapple), 1196 nucleotides. RefSeq names its product ubiquitin-like-specific protease 1D. Bases 114 to 461 code for a protein of 115 amino acids. The transcript is spliced from 4 exons. NCBI's taxonomy places the organism in Eukaryota, Viridiplantae, Streptophyta, Magnoliopsida, Poales, Bromeliaceae. The record is from RefSeq and is a predicted model, not a curated record. Gene Ontology annotation, biological process: proteolysis. Gene Ontology annotation, molecular function: cysteine-type peptidase activity.